Molecule: messenger RNA, 7626 nt
Organism: Trematomus bernacchii (emerald rockcod)
Lineage: Eukaryota; Metazoa; Chordata; Actinopteri; Perciformes; Nototheniidae
Gene: stab2
Product: stabilin 2
Exons: 69
Coding region: 22-7389 (2455 amino acids)
Biological process (GO): cell adhesion
Molecular function (GO): hyaluronic acid binding; calcium ion binding
Source: RefSeq, a predicted model, not a curated record
UCAGUGUGUGUGAGGAGGAGGAUGAUGAUGAUGAUGAUGAUGAUGAAGCUGCUGCUGCUCUCUGUGCUGCUGAUGAAAACCUCUGCUGCUCUACAGAACCUGUGUUCUAACACCACGGUUCUGCGGGCCUCGACCCCCUGUAAGUCCUGCAGCCUCAGCUUGUUGUUCUCCGUGUGCCCCCCCGGCUUCAGGAAGACCCCCCGGUCCCCCAGACAGGACUGCACGUUCUCUGUAAAGACGGCCUCCAUGACGCUGCCCAUGCCAGGCUGCUCCUCAGAGUGCUAUAAGGAGGUGGAUCUGAAGACCUGCUGCCCCGGCUUCUGGGGGCCCGACUGCCAGGAGUGUCCGGAGGGGGCCGAGAGACCCUGCAGUCUGAGGGGAGUCUGCUCCGACGGGAUGUGGGGCAACGGCACCUGCACCUGUCAGCCGGGCUUUGCAGGGACAGCUUGUGAGGACUGCUCUACGAAACGCUUCGGGUCCACCUGCAGCUCAGUGUGUUCCUGUGUGCACGGUGUGUGUGCCUCUGGUCUGACAGGUGACGGUCGCUGCACCUGCUUCUCCGGAUACAAAGGGCCCAGCUGUGAUCAAGAGCUACCUGAGUGUGUGUCCCUGCGCUGUCCUCUGAACUCUCGCUGCAUGGAGGAGGCUCUGACUGCUCGGCUGGUCUGUCAGUGUUUACCUGGAUACCAGAAGUCCGGGGACACCUGUCUCUCCGUGAACCCCUGCCGGACGCAGGUGUGUCACCUGCAGGCGUCCUGCGUCCCCACCGGGCCGGGCACGCACCUGUGCGCCUGUAACGAGGGCUUCAGUGGAGACGGGAGGGUCUGCAUGGCUGUGGACCCCUGCCAGAGUAACCAGGGGGGGUGCAGCGCCGAGACCACGAGCUGCGUCUACGACGGCCCGGGGAAGUCUCACUGCGAGUGUCUCCCGGGGUUUGUCGUCCGGAGGGACGGCAGCUGCAGCCUGAAGGACGCCUGCAGUCCCGCGUCCUGCCACCAGGAGGCGACCUGCAGAACCUCAGAGCCGGGCCAGGUCCAGUGCACCUGUAAGCAGGGGUUUGUGGGUAACGGGAAGGUGUGCUACGGGAACAUCAUGCAGCGUCUGAGCGACCUGAACACGGAGCCGUGGGGGCAGUGGAGGGGCCAGCUGAGCAGCGCCAUGUCCCUGCUGGGGUCUCUCUCCUGGUCCCUGCAGAACCUGGGUCCAUUCACCCUGUUUGUCCCGAUCAAUAAAGGCUUCAGGGGGGUUUCGGUGCGGUCUCUGACGGCGGACCGGUCUAAGGCUCAGUACCUGAGCAAGAUGCACCUGGUGGCCGGAGUCCUGCCCUUCGACUCGCUGAAGAGAACCGCUGUCUUCUACACUGUGACGGGAAAGAUGGGGGAGAUGGACACCAGCGAGGGGGACCUGCAGAUGAGGAUCCGUCUCCACGGCAGCAGGAAGAAGGCGGUGAUCCUUCAGUCGGACGUGGUGGCGUCUAACGGGAUGAUCCACAUCAUCAACAAGCUGAUGGACAGCGUGGCACCGACUGUGGAGAGCAACCCUCAGGAGAACCUGUUGAAGAUCGUCUCUGACUACGGGAAGUUCGACACGUUCAAGUCCCUGUUAGAGAAAGUGUCUCUGGCCUCGGUUCUGGACCUGCCCGGUCCGAUGACCGUCUUCGCCCCGAGCAGCGCCGCCUUCAGCGCCAUGCCGGAGGGUCAGCUGGACUGGCUGAGCAGCACCGAGGGCCGGUGGAAGCUGCUGGAGCUGAUGAGGAACCACAUCGUCCCGUCCUCCGGCCUGGACGUGUUUAACGCCGUCUCCGGCCCGCGCCUCGCCUCGUUGGCCAGCCAGGUCCUCACCAUCAACGUGACGAACAACGGUCAGAUUCUGGUGGACGGGGCCGCGGUGCUGGAGGCGGCGGUAGAGGGUAAGAACGGGCGUCUGUACGUCCUGGAGGGGGUCCUGAUGCCGGCCUCCAUCCGACCCGUCCUGCCCCACCGCUGCGACCUCAACGAGACCCGGGCCACCAAGGGCGAGUGUGUGUCCUGCUCUAAUGUCCAUCUGAGUCAGUGUGAGGGUGGAGUUAACACGGGAUUAUCCACCUACGGCUGUGUGUACCUUCGGAGCAUCGAAGGAUCGCUGAGCAUGGGCGUCAGCUUCGGCUGCAAGCCGACCUGCAACACCACCGUUACCACUCGGGCGUGUUGUAAAGGGUUCUACGGUCUGGACUGCACUUCCUGUCCCGGAGGAUUCCAGACACCCUGUUCUGGACACGGCCAGUGUGUGGAGGGGAUCUCAGGGAACGGCUCUUGUAUCUGCGAGCAGAACUUCGGAGGCUCUCGCUGUCAGUUCUGCUCGUCCUCCAGCAGGUUCGGACCCACCUGUGACAGAACCUGUCCCUGUGUCCACGGGCAGUGUGAGAACCGUCCAGAUUCAGACGGACGCUGUAAACCGAACUCGUGUCAGCCGGGCUUCACCGGGCGGUUUCUGCCAAGGGGGGGGGGCUGCCAUCCCAACGCCUCCUGCAUCUACGUGGGACCUGGACAGAGUGACUGCAGCUGUAAGCCGGGCUACAGAGGCAGUGGCAGCAACUGUGAGGCGGUGAACCAGUGCGUCUCCCAGCGGGGGGGCUGCCACCACCUGGCGACCUGCCAGCUGCUGUCCUCUCAGUGGACAUGUGUCUGUGACGAUGGAUACUCCGGAGACGGACAUGUGUGUUAUGGGACCGUCUUCCAGGCGCUGAUGACUCUGCCGGACGUUUCUGAGUUCUCCACCUGGACCACUGACUCUGGUGUGUCCUGGUCUCUGUCGGAUCAGAACCUCACACUCCUGGUCCCGUCUUCAGCUGCCGUCUCUAAGAUGUCCUCAGAGGACAGAAGCUUCUGGACCCUGAAGGGCAAUCUGCCCAGCCUCCUCAGGAAUCACAUGAUCCCGGGGAACUUCCCGUUAUCCAGCCUGAGCAGCACUUCCUCUCUGACCUCGCUCCUCAAGACAUCACUUCCUGUUUCCACCACCAACCAGGUGCAGUUUUCUGUGGGAGGAGCCACCAUCACCACGGCUGACAUCGCUGCCACCAACGGACUGAUCCACGUCAUCGACCAGGUCCUGGUUCCCGACAGGAAGCUGAGUGAAGGUCUGCUGGAGACGCUCGCCCUGCGUCCGGAGUUUUCUCUCUUUAGAUCGUACCUCAUCGACUACAACCUGACGGAGGAGAUCGAGCAGGCGGACGAGUUCACCGUCUUCGCUCCGACAAACGCCGCCGUCACGGAUUACCUCACCAAGAUGGCUGCCACCGCUCUGGAUGUGAAUACGACCCGGUACCACGUGGUUCUGUCAGAGCGUCUCCUGAGGACCGAGCUGCAGCUCGGAGGGUUCAGAGCCUCCAUGCUGGGAGAGAACUUCCAGCUCAGGUUCAGCCCCAGGGAGGGGAAGCUGUUUGUGAACGAGGCCCAGCUGGCCCCCUCUCCCCUCCUCAGCGCUCACGGGGUGGUUCACGGCGUGUCGGCCGUGAUGAUGAUCAUCAGGAACCGCUGUGACGCCUCGUCCUUCACCAAAGCCCCCGGGAGCUGCGUGGACUGCCUGUUCCCUCAGGGGAAGAUCUGCCCCAACGCCACGCGCCCAGACACGUCCAUGCGCAGCAGGAAGUGCAUGUUCACCCGCAUGUUCGAGGGCGAGCGGCUGCUGACCAUCGGCUGCAGAGCCUCCUGCCUGCAGGAGAACAGGGUGCGGCGCUGCUGCUCCGGGUUCUUCGGGCCUCACUGUGAGUCCUGCCCGGGUCCAGCGGGUCGGUCCUGCUCCUCUAACGGGUUCUGCUCGGACGGAGCCAGCGGCGCCGGAAACUGCAGCUGCAACCCGGGCUUCAGAGGCACCGCCUGCGAGACCUGCAGCGCCGGGAAGUACGGCGUGCACUGCGACCAGGAGUGUGUGUGUGUGCAUGGCCGCUGCUCUGAGGGUCUGCAGGGAGACGGCAGCUGUGAGUGUGACGUCGGCUGGAGAGGAGUCCUCUGUGACCAGAAGAUAGAGUCGUCAGCUGAGGAUCUGUGUGGAGCCCUGAAGUGUCACACCAGCGCCAACUGUGUGAUCAGAUCCUCGUCGCCUCAGUGCCUCUGCGCCGCCGGAUUCACAGGGAACGGCACUUCCUGUUCAGCGGUGGAUGUGUGUGUGCAGGGUAACGGCGGCUGCAGUGUGUUGGCGGUGUGUAAGCGCACGCUGCCGGGCCAACGGGAGUGUGUGUGCACGGCCGGACACACCGGGGACGGGCUCGUGUGUGUCGAAAUAAACCCGUGCCUGCAAGGGAACGGAGGCUGUCACUCCGACGCAGAGUGCUUCCACGCCGGGCCCAACAAGACUUCCUGUGUCUGCAGUAAAGGGUUCAAAGGGGACGGACAAACCUGUGAGAUGAUCAACCUGUGCAAAAAGAGGAACGGGGGCUGCCACCAGUCGGCUCGCUGCAACACGACGGGCCCGGGGGUCCGGAGCUGCUCCUGCUACAACAACUUUGUCGGGGACGGGAUCAGCUGCAGGGGCACGGUUGCCCGGGAGCUGCUGGCCAGGAAGCUGAGAGACUUCUACCUGAGUCUAAUGCUGACGGACAUCCCUCUGAAGGGCCGCGGCCCGUUCACCGUGUUUGUUCCCAACAAAGAGGCGAACACCGUGCUGAGAGCCGCCGGAGACAAGAAGCGUGCGAUGACGGGCCCAGCGCACCGCGAGCUAUUAGCCUCGGUGCUGCGCAGCCACAUCGUGAUGUGUCACACGCUGCUGCCCGCCGACCUCGCCCGACCCCGAAACCUCACCUCGCUGUCGGGCACCGUGAUGACCACCCGCAGCCAGGAGGGCAGCAUCUUCAUCAACGAUGCUAACGUGACGUACAGUAACGGCGUCAGCGUGAACGGGAUCUUCCACGAGAUCAGCAAGUUCCUGGUGUCUCCCGUACCGGUCGAGAAUCUUCCCGCCACUCUGCUGAACCUGACGGACGUGGCCGAGCGUCACGGGUAUAAAACCUUCUUCAAACUGCUGCAGGACUCCGGGCUGAUGGACCUGCUUCAGGAUCACAUCUUUCAGCCGGUGACGCUCUUCAUGCCUUCAGACAACGUCAUGGCCGCCCUGCCGAAGGAGCAGAGGGACUUCCUGUUUCACCCAGACAACCGGGCCCAGCUGACCGAGUACCUGAAGUACCACAUCCUGCAGGGCCGGAAGGUGUAUGCUGAGGGUCUGAUCCACCAGGAGGGGGUCCGGACUCUGCAGGGUUCCCUGCUGUCCUUCACCUGCGGGGGGGCGGACGCCAUGGGGCAGAUCUUCCUGAACGACGGGAGGUGUCGCAUCGUGCAGAGACACCUGGUGUUCAGCGGGGGGAUGGCGUACGGGAUUGACUGCCUGCUGACGCCUCCCAGCCUGGGGGGGCGCUGUGACACGCAGACCACCUUCGACCUGCAGAUGAGCUGUGGGCUGUGCAGCACUAGCUCCCUCCGCUGUCCAGACGGGUCCAAACAGAAGGAGAUGAAGAAGUGUGACCUCCCCUCAGUGUUCGUCUCCAGGAACUCGGGGUGUUUCAGCGUCUGCACUGUCCACUUCUGGCAGCCCAGGUGUUGCCGUGGUUACCACGGACGCGACUGUCUGGAGUGUCCCGGGGGGGUCGGCGCCCCCUGCAGUAACCACGGUAAAUGUGACGACGGUCACCUUGGUAACGGCACCUGUACCUGUGACCCGGGCUUUGGGGGCGUGGCCUGUGAGACGUGCAGCGCCGGGUUCUUCGGAGCGAGCUGCACAGCCUGCAGCUGCUCCUCUGGAUCCUGUGAGGACGGACUCAGAGGGUCCGGGUCCUGUUUCUGCGAGGCGGGCUGGACCGGAACCAAGUGCGACACCGAGCUGGGUGGAGGUGUCCAGUGCGCCCCCCCUUGCGCCCCUAAAGCCGUCUGCCAGCAGAACAACACCUGCGUCUGCCGGCCCUUCUACCUGGGAGACGGGCUCACCUGCACAGCGGUGGAACUGUGUAGCACGUGGAACGGCGGCUGCUCCAGGCUCGCGCGGUGCUCUCAGCGCGGGGAGCAGGUGAGCUGCACCUGUCCUGACGGGCACGCUGGAGACGGGUUCACCUGCUUACCUGAGGACCCCUGCGUCGCCAGGGGCAACGGGGGCUGCAGCGAGCACGCCGCCUGCAGCAUGACGGCGCCGGGGAAGAGGAAGUGCACCUGUAAGGAUCAGUACAUUGGAGACGGUCUCAUCUGUGAUCUGAAGCAGGCGCAGCUCAGCCGCUGUCUCCAUGACAACGGGCGCUGCCACCCGGACGCAAACUGCACCGACCUGCAUCACCAGGACUCUACUCUCGGUGUGUAUCACCUGCGCUCGGACAGCGGUCAGUACCGGCUGAACUUCAGCUCGGCUCAGACGGCCUGCGCUGCAGAGGGAGGGAGCCUGGCUACAUACACCCAGCUGUCCUACGCUCAGCAGGGCGGGCUCAACAUGUGUUCUGCCGGCUGGCUGGCCCAGGCCCGGGUCGGGUACCCCACCACCUUCCCCAGCCCCAGCUGUGGCUUCGGACACGUCGGCAUCGUGGACUACGGGGUCCGGAAGAACCAGAGCGAGACCUGGGACGCCUUCUGCUACCGGAUGAAGGAGGUGGUGUGUGAGUGUAAGCCCGGAUACGUUGGAGACGGCUUCAGCUGCACAGGAAACCUGAUGCAGGUCCUCCAAUCAACAGCCAGCUUCUCCAACUUCCUCACACAAAUCCUGAACAGCUCCCAGCUGUCGGAGUCGGGGAAACAGUUCGUGAAGCGCCUCAGCAACCUGACCGUCCAAUCAACGCUGUUCGUUCCUGAGAACAGCGGUCUGCCCGACAACCAGACCCUGUCUCAGAGGGACCUGGAGUUCCACCUGUCGGAGGGCCAGGCUCUUCCUCUGGACCACCUGAGGAACGGGACCCGGAUCAGGACUCGGGUCGGGAACCUGAAGGUGCUCGGAGUCUCCGCCCUGCUGAACCCCUCGGCCAUGGCGUCUCGGUACAUCAACGAUCGCUUCGUCACAGACUCGGACAUCUUGGCCUCGAACGGGUUGAUCCACGUCCUGCAGGGGCCGCUCAGAGCGCCCCCCCCCCAGCACCAGAUGGCGGUGGCCCACCAGGCGGGGGUGGGGGUGGGCGUGGUGCUGCUGGUGGUCCUGGUGCUGGCCGUGCUCUUCGUGGGGUUCCACUUCUACAAACACAACACCAAGCCGUUCCACUUCCACUACUUCAAGGACGAAGGGGAGGAGGAAGAGGAGGAAGAGGAAGGACGGGCGGUGGGCGGUCGCAGCAUCUGUAACCCGGGUUAUGAAGCGGAUCCAGAACCAGCAGAGUCCAAACCAGCAGAGAGCAGCAAUGAGGACCAACAGGAAGUGGAGAACGGGGCUUCCUACGACCUGCUGCAGGGGUAGGGUCAGGGGUCAGAACCCGGACCCUCUUCAUCACGGACUCAUGUUUUAAUAUUUCAUCUGGUGGAGGAUUCACUGAAGAGCUAUGAUGCGUUCAGGUGCCCAUCAGAUUCAGCGAGGUUAUAAAGAACUACCUGAUGUCACCAAACCUAAAGUUUGAAGAGGUUUCUUAUCUUUGUUACGAGGAGCGACAUGGAGAAUCAGACCUGAAGUCAAAUGUUGAUUAAAAUGUUUAAAAUA